AUGUCGCCAGAAAGAGCAACAAGCGAGGCACCCUCCUGGGUCUCGGCCCUCGUAUCGUCGUGCAAGUCCAACGACCCGGACUUCCUCAGCUUCGAACGACAGAAAUCGACGGUCGACGUCGACGGACUGGCACGGCUCCUGUACACCCGAGAAGACGUUGCAGUGCAACAGCGCGUGCUCAGCAUCCUAUCGAAAGACCCCUCCUUCGACAAGAGCGGGGACUACUUCGACGGCCGCAACGAACGGCUCAAGACGUCAGUGGCGCGGGCACGACGCCUCAAUCAACUCUUGCAGAUUCACAACUGGGACGAGAACGAGCUGUACUGGGCUCUUGAGAUGAUCGGCGAGCCGACGGCCUACACGAUCCAUUGGAAAGCGUUUGUGCCGACUCUGCGCGAACAAGGCACGCCAGAGCAGCAGGCGUUGUUCGUCAGCAGGGCUGAGCGAGGAGAGUUUGUCGGCUGCUACGCCCAGACCGAACUGGCCCACGGCUCCAACGUGCGCGGGCUGGAAACGACGGCGACGUGGAACCCCGCCGACCAGACCUUCACGCUGCAUUCCCCGACGCUGACAGCGGCGAAAUGGUGGGCCGGCUCGCUGGGCGUCUGCGCGAACCACGCCAUCGUUAUGGCACAGCUGAUCAUCGACGGGGAAGGCUAUGGUCCGCACCCGUUCGUCUGCCAGAUCAGGGAUCUCGGGACCCACAAACCUCUCGAAGGGGUGUAUGUGGGCGACAUUGGUCCAAAAUUGGGUUAUAAUACCGUGGACAAUGGGUUCCUACUAUUGAAUCAUGUCAAAGUCCCACAUAUUAACAUGCUCGCAAGAUUCUCACGAGUCGAUCCCAAGACAGGCACCUAUAUCCCAGCCCACUCACCCGCCGUGUUCUACAGCACAAUCACAAGGUUACGCGCAGCACUCGUUUCCGAGUCCGCGCGAAACCUCGCUCGAGGAUUGACGAUAGCCGUUCGAUACUGUGCUGUUCGAUGCCAGGGUUCCAGUCCCGGUCCGUCCAACUCGAGCGCACUCCCUUCCGACUUGCAAGUCCUCGACCACCCAAUGGUCCAGUUCCGCCUGAUUCCCCGAAUAGCCGAGUCCUUCGCGCUGGUUUUCGCCGGCCAGGCUAUGACACGACUCUACAACGAGCUGAAGACCGCGCUUGUCGACCCCAAGAAUGCCAGCACCAUCACCGCACGGACCUCGAGGCUCUUCGCAGAAUCUCACGCCACAUCGUGCGGGCUGAAAGCACUUGCAACAUCGGCAGCCGUCGAGGGCCUCGAAGCAUGCCGGCGCGCGUGCGGAGGUCACGGAUACUCCAGCUUCGCCGGCAUAGGCAGCAUUCACGUGAACUGGAUCCCUUCACAAACGUACGAAGGCGACAAUUACGUCUUGAUGCAGCAAACCGCGAACUAUCUUCUGAAAACUGCGAAAUCUCUCCAGACAGGAGAACAUGCCUCGAUAGCGUCCAACAUCUCGUCGGACAACCUCGAGACUUUCCUCGUCAGAAGUCAGAAGAAGAACGAUUCAGCGACAUAUGAUUUGACCCGUGAUGAUGACAUGGUCGCGGCAUUCGGCUGGCGAGCGGCACAUCUGACAUUCGACAUCCUUGGCCGCCGAGAUCACGAGCACCAAUCCAGCAGCGCUCUUCAAGUCGAUUACCCGCGCCUGAGCACGGCACAUUCCCAGUUCCUCGUAGUAACGAGCAUGUAUCGGGGCCUAAAGUCGCCCGAGACGACGUCCACUAUUGGCACUAAUAACACCAACACUCUUCCGGUUUUGUGGAAUCUGUUCCGCCUGUACGCACUGACCAAGAUCGUCGAGGCCGCGCACGAAUUCUACACCUCUGCCGCACUGACCGUGGCACAAGUGGUGCGUGCCCAGCGAGAGACGGUGCCUCGACUUCUGCAGGAUCUUCGACCCCAUGCGGUGCGCUUGGUCGAUGCGUGGAAGGUGCCGGAUUGGACGCUGGACAGCUCGUUGGGCAGGUAUGACGGAAAGGUGUACGAGGAUCUGUUCUACCGGGCCAGCGAAUUGAAUCCGAUCAACCGGUUGGCUAUUGAUCCAAGGCCGACCAGUGUCAUUAACAGCAUGGGCGAGCAUGCAAGUCGACUGGCAAGGUUGUAGGAGGAUGCAAUUGAAAUCGAUGAUCAGGGGAAAUGCCACAACAAGCUUGUCAUCCG
Molecule: messenger RNA, 2177 nt
Organism: Cladophialophora immunda
Lineage: Eukaryota; Fungi; Ascomycota; Eurotiomycetes; Chaetothyriales; Herpotrichiellaceae
Exons: 5
Coding region: 1-2121 (706 amino acids)
Biological process (GO): fatty acid beta-oxidation using acyl-CoA oxidase; lipid homeostasis
Cellular component (GO): peroxisome
Molecular function (GO): acyl-CoA oxidase activity; FAD binding; fatty acid binding
Source: RefSeq, a predicted model, not a curated record